Neoarthrinium moseri is the source of this 1932-nucleotide messenger RNA. RefSeq lists its product as uncharacterized. The record is from RefSeq and is a predicted model, not a curated record. The transcript has 2 exons. Bases 1 to 1932 code for a protein of 643 amino acids. Lineage: Eukaryota; Fungi; Ascomycota; Sordariomycetes; Amphisphaeriales; Apiosporaceae.
AUGGCCACUUCGGAUGACGCAGCCCACACUGGAAGAAGCAAUUCAACCAAUGGCUCCUCAACACCUUUCAGCCAUCCCGGUUUUAAAGACUCCCAUCACCUGUUGAAUGACGAAGCGCGUGACUUCCUUUUGGCAAGGUCACAUUACUGCCGGAUCACAGACUCGCUAUGGCAGGUGGCUAGGAAAAACUUAACGGCUCUGGGUCGAACCGCCCUGGCUUAUCAGGCUGAUGUGAAUUCGCCUGAGUACUGUCAGAACAUUGCCUCUGACUGCGAUAUUGGGCCCAGGACUCCAUCUAAGGAAGUGAUAGUUCACAUCCUACGAUACUAUGCCGAUGCCCGAGAGGACUUUCUUGAGAGCUCAGCAGGCCGCUGCCGUGAAAAGCCAACAGCCCUCACCGUCAUCUUUGACGCGAUGCUCCGGUUGAGGAAAACUUAUACCGCCUGCAUCGGCCUUGGCGUCAUUACGCGUGCAUGCCUUCGACAAGACUGGAGAGAUCUGUUGCAAUCUCACUUGGCCGCUGAUUUCCUGGAGUAUCCUGCCGCUAAUGAUGAGAUCAUUGAAUCUUUUUAUGGCACACAUCCUCGGGGUCGUUUCACCGCUCUCAUUUCUCUGCUGCAGGAAGGCAUUCUGUCUGAGAGCAGCAGUGAAACCUCUACCCCGGAAUUAAAUCACUCGGAGCCUCUCAUAGCCCCGCAGCGCCAGUCUGGACAAGAGACUAUCACAUCUGGAAAGUCAAAGCCAAGCAGGGAAUACCAUCCAAACAACCUGGGGCCGUUGAGAAAGCGCCAUCGACUGGAUUGCCCGGAUUAUAGCUGGAUCAAGAGAUCAAGGUCACCUGAAGUACAAAACGACCUCCUUGAUGCCGCCAAUGGGGCUGUGCCUACUGGAUACCCACCACAGGGGACAGACGCUGAAACCACCCAUUCUGGAGAUACUCCUAUACCAGAGUCUUGCAAUACGAACGUUUGCAAGGUAAGGUCUCACCAAAACCAGUCUCUUUGUGGAGGAAUGGUAAACCCGGCCGCCAAUCACGAUGCCAACGCUUUGCCCAUUAAUGCUUCGACUGAUUCAAACCCUCCGACUCUCAAACGACCCUUGGGCGAUCCCUCAUUCAAUUCGGGCAUGAGGGAAACUUCCGCGAAAGAGCUGAGGGACUUCGGCGUGAAGAUGGAUCAUACUGCUGAGAGCGAACCGCCCUCUUCCCAUGCUGGUGGAGCUGGCAUGUUUCAUAAUGCUCAGCUUGGGGAGAUUGAGGAUCUUCGAGCAGCAUUACACUCGGCCAAUCUGCAGAUUGCCGAAAAGGAUGCCACCAUUGACAGGCUCAAAGGCUGUGACGAGGACUUGACUGAAUUCUUCGAGAGGCAGGAAGCCGUUAUCCGCGCAAGAGAGAGUUCUCUAGCAGUGAAAGACAAAGCCCUCAAAGCGGUCAAAGCUAAGCGUAAUAAAUUACGCAGAAGGUUAACAGCAAAGCUUUCUGCUAAAGAGUCUGAACUGGUAGAGAGAAAUGGGAGGAUCGAACAGCUGAAACGCGCGGAAGACUACAACAUGAGAAGAAUUGAGACCCAAGAUACCCUGAUCACGACCCAAACCACGGCGCUCGAAACUCUGCAAGUUACGAACGAUGAUUCAAUCAAGGAGUCAAAGCAAAGACUCCAAGAGAAGGAUUGUUGUAUCCGAGCAAAGGACAAAGUUAUCAAGGACCUUGAGAACACUAUCCAGCAGACGAAAGCCUUGGUGCAGGAUAGGAAUGCGUCAAUAAGGGCUUGUCACGACGCCCUGGAGGAAAAGACAGCUCAAGCCCAGAAGCUGGAGCGUAAGAACAGACGUCUCAAGGAGAGACUCAAGAAAAAGAAAGGCAAACCGGGCAAUGAAGCUAGUCUCAAGAGCCCCAAGGAACAAUCGGAAGCGCUCCGUCAGGAUUCUUGCUAA